AUGAUUACCGACGAAGAUAUUGACCAAAUAGGCGCCAGGCCGUUGACGACUGGCGAUUGGUUCAAGGUGGUUGGUAUCAUGGCGAUAUAUCGUGAGUUGAAAGGCACAAUUCCCAUGCCCGGACAAAAAGCCCAGAAGCGCUUCUUGCUUUUAAGUUUGUAUGCAGAUGCUAACGUGGGCGACUUCAUUUUAGCCAUAAUCUUCUUGUACCAGCUUGCCAAGUUCUUCCUCCCUAGUCAUCCGCAGUACGACUUUCACUGGCGUCAAAAGGCCAUCCUCGCUGCCAUCCGCACCUCCAACGUGUUUCAGAGUCAAAAACGCAUCGUCUACGCGGGGGGCCACACAAAGACGUCCAGCGAACGGAUGCGCGGUUACGCCGCGAAGCGUGAGGGGAUCAAGCACCGCGAGGUUUCGGUGCCAAUCAAUACCGCAGUGACGGCCGCCAAUCCCGCGACGGGCAGAGCCACGUCGUCGCCCACUCUUCACUUCUUCUCGGGACCGUGGCUCGCGGGCGAGCCCGGCAACGACGACGACAAAGACGGCCACGGCCGCGGAGACGGGCCCAUCAUUGUGUAUGCCCACGGCGGCGGCUACGUUGAGCCCAUUGCGCCGAGCGCCCACGUCGCGCUCGCACGCAGCAUGGCCAAGGCGUGCGGCGCGCGCCAAGUCAUCUUUGUUGCCUACGCGCUCUGCCCCGAGGCGCAGUACCCAUCGCAGCUCGUCCAGAUUGUCGAGUCGCUGCGCCACCUCCUCGAGCAGGAGAACAUCCCGCCUGGAGACCUCGUUCUGGCCGGCGACAGCGCCGGAGCGCACAUGAUGGCCUCGCUGCUAGCACACAUUGCCGCUCCCGCGCCCUACGUGCCGCCCCUGCGACCCAGCGGCCAGUUCCUGGCCGUGGUGCUGCUCUCGCCGUGGUUUACGUGGACCGACGCCGCGAGCCUCGGCACCAGCGCGUGCGACUUUCUCGAGGGCCCGCACACGGCGAACCUCGUCCGCGUGCUGCGGCCCCGUGUCGAGGAUGUGUGGUGCGAAAUUGUUGCCGCGCCAAACGCGCACGAGGUCUGGGCGCGUGUCUUUGGGGUAGAGGGCAGCGGUGAGAAGCCGCUCGUGAAGCGCUUGCUGGUGACGGCGUCGGACUCGGAGAUUAUGCAUCGUGACGCGCGGGUCUUUGCAGUCGAGUACGCGGGUGCGACGAGCGUGAGUGUGGGUGCGGGCGAUUCGGAGACGCAGUUUGCGAGGGUCAGGUCGGAGACGAGAGUGUUUGCUGUGGGUAGGAGGGAGACGCACGUGCAGCCGGGCUUAGAUGAAGCGGUCAGGUAUUACGGAGGCGGGACGUGGCGAGCACUGCAAGCUUUCAUGUCGUCUCUUCGGGAUUAG
Molecule: messenger RNA, 1377 nt
Organism: Beauveria bassiana ARSEF 2860
Lineage: Eukaryota; Fungi; Ascomycota; Sordariomycetes; Hypocreales; Cordycipitaceae
Product: lipase/thioesterase
Exons: 1
Coding region: 1-1377 (458 amino acids)
Molecular function (GO): hydrolase activity
Source: RefSeq, a predicted model, not a curated record